CCAGACCUGCCUACCUAGACCGGAAGUGGGCCACACUGGUGCCGGCCAGCACUGCAGCAGUCUUCAGCAGGGAGCCCAUGGAUGCCACAAGUCUUGCAGGCAAAAGAAGCCAUUCUAGGCUGUGUUCUGCACCCAGGUCACAUCUUCUGCCUUGCUGAGCACAACUUGGUACAGGUCUGUGGUGAUGAGAGCGACAGAAAUUGCCAGAAACCAAGAGGACAAGAGAUUCGAGUGGGGCGGAGUACUGCUGGAACUCAAAUGAAGAACAAGUAGAAGAAGAGUAAGCAGCGGGGUCUAAUUUCAGCGGGGACGCGGACUGGCAUUGUUGUGUCAGCUGCCAUGGCAAACAGCGCGUCAACUCCUCUACUGCCUGACAAAGAUUCUCACAUUGUGGAAGCAGACGGGUUGCACCACAACUAUCAUUCGAGUCUGCCGCACCGCGAGUACAACAAUGAUCUUCCAGCGGUGGAUAAGGAAUGUCUGGAAGAGCUCAGAAAGGCCGGCAUUAUUGCCAAGCCGACCAUCAUGUAUGACGAAUCCUCUCCCGUGGCCGCUUUGACAGCAUUUGGGGGGACGGCCUUGAAGACGGUGUUGCUGCGUCCCGACUUUUACUUGAUUAUGCUGGUGCACAUUGUCUUAAGCUACCUCUACUAUGACGUUUGGCACAACCCGGUCAUUCCAGCCGCUUCGACCGGCCAGGAGCAACCAUGGCCGUUCAUCUCGGCCGCAACGAUUGCCAUUCCGGGGAGCAUGAUUGUCUUCUUCCUGGUCUUCCACACCAGUCAGGCAUAUACGCGCUUCUUCACGCAGUACCUUGCAUACCGGGGCAUUGAGGGCAAGAUCAGCCGCAUCGCGUCAGAGCUCCGUACGAAUCUCCCCGACGGCUCGUUCCCUGAGGCGCGCGUCGAGCGCCUCAAGAUCGCGCGCUGGCUGCUAUCUUUCCUGUACCUUGGUCUGGCGAACCUGCCGCAGUACAAAGACAACGGAGUGCUGGAUUGGGCCUGGAAGCAGGUGCUGCAAUUGGAACUGCUGACGGAGAAGGAGGAGAAUAAGCUCAAGGCCCUGCCCAAGGGCCAGUCGCACGCCAAGGAGCUGAUGUCGUGGAUCUCGCAGAAGCUGUACAGGCUCGAGAAGGACGGGCGCAUCGACGCGUUCUGCCAGAACGGGCUCCUCAGCCAGCUGUAUGACGCGGGCAGCGGGCUGUCGCUGCUGAAGAACCACGUGGUGAUGCCGGUGCCGUUCGCGUUCUUCCACCUGCAGAACUUCAUUCUGAUCAUCUACCUGCUGCUGCUGGCGUACACGUACACCAUGUUCGCGCGCUACUGGUCCAUCCUCGCCAUGUUCCUCACCUGCCUCUCGCUCCUCGGACUGCGCGAGCUCGCGUGCGCGCUCUCCGACCCCUUCGGCAACGACGACACCGACUUGCCCAUCUUUGACUACGUCAUCGAGAUACACGCGUUCAUCUCGACCUUCGUCAGCAUGCCGGGCCUCGAGAAAGACGAGUAGGACGUAAGAGGUGUGCAGUGAGCAGUGCAGAGUGACAGGGGGCAUAGUGAGCUGUCCAUGAUGUGGCACAACGAAGUGCUGUGCAGAUAGCGAGAGGGAUUUUGCAAGAUACCCAGACUCUGCCUCUUUGGGAGAUCAGUGCAAGAUGGGUGCAACACGAGUCAGUCUAAUUUUUCGUCUAGAGUUGAAUCUGUCUCCUUAAGCUCAGAGUUUUGAGCUAGUCAAAAUGGUGGAUCGAGGAGAUUGUUCGUCUUCAGUCAAUCAGAGUCUGGUGAUGCGGCACAAUUUUCCGAGCCUAGCUCGUCUGAGGUCUACAUUCUGCCAGCUUUGAGAAGCUGUUGCGGUUUCGAUCCAGUGCCAAAGAUCGCUGAGAAGCUACGGGCCGCUGAAUGCAUCCUACUGAAGCCCACAG
This is a messenger RNA of Klebsormidium nitens, 1918 nucleotides long. The record is from the annotation of a GenBank genome assembly. Lineage: Eukaryota; Viridiplantae; Streptophyta; Klebsormidiophyceae; Klebsormidiales; Klebsormidiaceae.